AUUUAGUACCUACCUACGUACCAAAAUUAAAAAUAUUUAAGGAGCUAUACAAAAGUUACACUCUCUUAAGUUAGUAGACAUGACAAUUAGCUUAAAUUUUGGCUGGAAUAGUGUUUGCUCACAAACAAAACAUGAAAUUUGGUUGUAAAAUCUUGUCCUAUACAAUGGCUUGCACUUUAUAUUACAGGCAGAAUUAGGAAUAAGACCUCCAAAUGGAAAGUAACCAAAAUGAAGAUGAAAAUGCAACAGCCUUCAACCAAAACUAUAAAUUUGACCGUCAAGUCUCCCUCCCCUAAAGAGAUUUAGCAUUUUUGUCACUGAGAAGCAUGUCUCUUUUACUGUUUUUACAGAAUAAAGCAGGAUACUUGCAAAGCAAAAGUAGUGAUCAAAAAGAAGAUGGCACAUAAAUUACUACGCCCUUGUACAUAUUCCACUUUCUCUUGCUAUUUAGCCACUUCCAUAUUGACACACAAAGGAAAUAUAACCUCACUUCCCUCUAAACAUAACCAAUAAUUUUCAAAAUGCCCAUUAAAUACAUCGGAAAAUCAAUUGAUUUCAAAGGAAAAACAUUAUGGGAAAUACUAGGCAAUUUGAAAAACUUUGGUGUGGGUCGAUUAGUAGCAAGAAACAUGUUCGAGAGAUAUCCGGAACCGUCCUACAUAAAAAUCAUGAAGGUGGAAACUGUGCCGAAUCCGGAGACAAAUACUCCCGACGAUGUUAGAAAGGUGAGAGUGUGGGUGGAGAAAACCUUCCGCGGACGUAAAUCGCCCGAACUAGUCGAGAUGUUCGCGAAUACGUACAAGGCCGAUUAUAAACUUAUACCCAAGUGUGAGGAGGAAGACUACUGUAGGUGCGACAAUCCUAAAGUUGAGUACAAAGUACUACCGAGGACGACGAGUUUUCCACCUUUAUUAAGAGAGCUCAUUGUGCGUGAGAUGAAAGAGAAAGGUGAAGUCGUCGAGGAGCCGCAAUUAACAAUUGUGUAUAACAAAAAUGAGGACUCCCGAUACAGAGCCGCUGAAGGUGAUGAAGUACCUACGGUGGCAUUUCAAGAGAGCUUCGGCAAAGCAGUUACUUCAACAUUAUAACGUUAACUUUGCAAAAUAUUUAUUGUUUUUAGUUUGUUUUCUUCGCGUAUAAUCUGAAAUUGUUUUUUUAGAGUAUGUUAUUGACAUAUUACAUUGUAGCACCUUCCA
Photinus pyralis (common eastern firefly) is the source of this 1196-nucleotide messenger RNA. RefSeq lists its product as uncharacterized. Gene Ontology annotation, molecular function: structural constituent of ribosome. Gene Ontology annotation, biological process: mitochondrial translation. The record is from RefSeq and is a predicted model, not a curated record. The transcript is spliced from 2 exons. Bases 522 to 1088 code for a protein of 188 amino acids. Lineage: Eukaryota; Metazoa; Arthropoda; Insecta; Coleoptera; Lampyridae. Gene Ontology annotation, cellular component: mitochondrion; mitochondrial small ribosomal subunit.